Chondrus crispus (carragheen) is the source of this 932-nucleotide messenger RNA. RefSeq lists its product as hypothetical. Bases 1 to 669 code for a protein of 222 amino acids. The record is from RefSeq and is a predicted model, not a curated record. Gene Ontology annotation, molecular function: GTPase activity. Lineage: Eukaryota; Rhodophyta; Florideophyceae; Gigartinales; Gigartinaceae. The transcript has 2 exons.
AUGACUAUCGAUAUUCGCGAACUCAUUUCAGUUGCAGAUGUCGGCGAAGAGUUGGAGCUGGGUCCAAAUGGAGCACUCGUGUACUGCAUGGAGUUCUUGCUGAAAAAUAUCGGAUGGUUGGAGGACAAACUAGAUGCUUUCAUUGAUAACGACUACGUAGUGUUUGACUUGCCUGGUCAGAUUGAAUUGUACACUCAUUUUCCAUUCAUGAAGGACCUCCUCUCAUAUUUACAUCGAUGGGACUUUCGCGUCCAAGCUUUAUAUCUUCUUGACUCACAAUUCAUGACUGAUGGGGCCAAGUUUUUCGGUGGAUGUAUCACCGCGUUAUCUGCUAUGAUUCAGUUAGAGAUCCCACACAUCAACGUGAUGUCAAAAAUGGACCUCGCUCGAGGCGUGGACAAGCGUCAGCUCGACGAGUACAUGUACCCAGACAUUGACAAUCUGAUCCAAGAGUUGUCUCUGCACACAGGUCCGAAGUAUCUGCGACUGAAUUCAGCCAUGGGAGCUCUUCUUGAAGAGUUCAGUAUGGUCAGUUUUGUUCCACUCGACGCUUCCGACGACGACUCCAUAGCGGAUUUACUACUCAUGGUCGAUCUUGCUCUGCAAUAUGAGGAUGAGAUAGACUUCACGAACGAAAUUCCUGACGCAAUAGACGGCGAGGAUGACUAGUUGCAAUCUCAGGGGUUCCGUUUUAUCAAUUGCCCAGUUCACCAUACGGCUGAUUUUCGGAUGUCUGAUUAUGCUUUACUGUACGAUUUGAAGGAAGCGGGUCAUUUGCGCAUAUCGCUUCUUUUGGUAAGAACCGCGUUUCGGCUUGAGGAGUACAUGAACUCUACGUGAAGUUGUAUAGUUGCUACGUUGCUACAGGAGCAAGGCCAUAAUCUGCGCUAUCCAACUCUGGGUGUGGUCUCCUUAAUUAAACAUCUUUUCUU